GCGCGGGGGGUGCGGGGUGGGGGCGCGGGGGGCGGCAUGAACGCGGAGGAGGAGGCGGCGCGGGAGGCGCGGGGGCGGGCCGCCUGCCUAGCCGCCAACAACGCCUCGGCGCCGCCGCCAGGUCUAUACUGCGAGGGCGUGUGGGACCGCUGGCUGUGCUGGCCGCACACGCGCGCCAACACCACGGCGCUGCAGCGCUGCCCCACCUUCGUGCCCGGCUUCAGCGCCGACCGGUUCGCGCACAAGCUGUGCACGGAGGACGGCUCGUGGUGGCGGCGGCCGGACAACAACCGCCUGUGGAGCAACUACACCACCUGCGUCAACGAGGACGACGAUGUCAGCGAGAUCAUCGCGGUGUACGAGGCGGGCUACAGCGUGUCGCUGCUGGCGCUGCUGCUGUCGCUCGCCAUCCUGCUCUACUUCAAGAACCUGCGCUGCGCGCGCAUCACGGUGCAUAUGAACCUGUUCGCGUCGUUCGCGCUGAACAACGUGCUGUGGCUGAUGUGGUACGCGCUGGUGGUGCGCGCGCCGGCCACGCUGGCCGCGUCGCCCGCCUGGUGCCGCGCGCUGGCCGCCGCGCUGCAGUACGGCAUGCUGGCCACCUACACGUGGAUGCUGUGCGAGGGGCUGUACCUGCACACGGUGCUGGUGCACGCCUUCGUGGCGGAGCGGCGGCUGCUGCGCGCGCUGCUGCUGCUGGGCUGGGCGCUGCCGGCGCCGUGCGUGGCGCUGCUGGCGGGGCGGCGCGCGGCGGCGGGCGAGGCGCUGUGCUGGGCGGACGACGGCGCGCCGCGGCUGGAGGUGGCCGUGCCCGCCGUGGCCGCCGUGCUGCUGAACGUGGGCUUCCUGUGCAACAUCGUGCGCGUGCUGUGCACCAAGCUGCGCGGCGGCGCGGCGGCGGCGCGGGCCCCACCCUCGGCCACGGCGCUGCACGCGCUGCGCGCCACGUGCCUGCUGGCGCCGCUGCUGGGGCUGACCUACCUGCUGACGCCGGUGCGGCCGCCGCGGGGCGCGCGCUACUGGCUGCUGUACGAGUACGUGUCGGCGCUGAGCUCGUCGCUGCAGGGGCUGUGCGUGGCCGUGCUGUACUGCUUCUGCAACGGCGAGGUGCUGGCGCAGCUGCGCCGCCGCUGGCGCGCACUCACCUUCCGCCCGCGCGCCAACUCCACCACCAACACCACCGUCAGCUUCGUGCGGUCGGGGGGCGGCGGCGGCGCGGAGGACAAGGUGUGACUAGCGGCGGCGGCGGCGGCCGGGGGCGCUGGGGACACGGGGAGUGCGGGGGGCGCGGGGGACCCGGGGGACGAGGCGGAGGCGCGGCGCCGCUCCGACGCGCGGCACAUCCGCUUCGACCUGGUGGACAGCGACAGCGACGACCGCGAGCCGCGCGCGCGCCUGCUGUGAACACACACACUAUACUUACUUACA
This is a messenger RNA of Plutella xylostella (diamondback moth), 1428 nucleotides long. RefSeq names its product Diuretic hormone 31 Receptor (gene Dh31-R). Gene Ontology annotation, biological process: adenylate cyclase-modulating G protein-coupled receptor signaling pathway; cell surface receptor signaling pathway. Lineage: Eukaryota; Metazoa; Arthropoda; Insecta; Lepidoptera; Plutellidae. Gene Ontology annotation, molecular function: G protein-coupled peptide receptor activity. Gene Ontology annotation, cellular component: plasma membrane. The record is from RefSeq and is a predicted model, not a curated record.